CUUUAGAUUUCCGGAAUCUUAACGUAACUACACACGCGGUGUCGGCGCACUGCAUAUAAGGCGAUUUUCAUCAGCCUCUCCUCAGAAGGCAGAGGGAUCCCCGAGAAACUGCGCAGCGCAACGAGUAACAGAAGGCAACCGGUUUCUCCUCUUCGCCUUUCCCAUAAAAGAACCAAGACGAGCCCUGAGGCUUUAUAGCGCCUUCAAGGACUCGUCUCCUUUUAAAAAGACAGCGCCAGGACCGAGUCACUUCGCUUAGUCAACCCCAACCUUGCCAUUUUAAGGCAGAGAAAUUGUUUAGCCUCGUUCUCUCUGCUCAGGGUUGUUUCUUGCCUCUUUGGGCUGAAGAAAAAGAGGGACCAGAAAUCCUUGCCUAAAAACAGAACAAAGAUGAGUUCUCAGACAACCAACUGUUUCGUCUUGACUUUUGUCCUCCUUCAGUUAGUAAACAGGGUGCUUUCCACUUGCCCAGCAGCUUGCCAAUGCCCUCUGGAAGUCCCCAGAUGUACCCCAGGAGUUGGGCUGGUUCUGGACGGCUGUGGAUGCUGUAAAGUCUGUGCUAAACAGCUCAAUGAGGACUGCAGCAAGACGCAGCCUUGUGAUCACACCAAAGGACUGGAAUGUAAUUUCGGCGCCAGCUCCACAGCUCUAAAGGGGAUCUGCAGAGCACAGUCAGAAGGGAGACCCUGUGAAUACAACUCCAAAAUUUACCAGAAUGGAGAAAGUUUUCAGCCCAACUGCAAGCACCAGUGCACAUGCAUCGAUGGAGCUGUUGGCUGUAUCCCCCUAUGUCCACAAGAACUUUCUCUUCCUAACUUGGGCUGCCCCAAUCCAAGGCUAGUGAAAGUCCCUGGCCAGUGCUGUGAGGAAUGGAUCUGCGAUGACUCCACAGAUACCCUGGAGGAGCUGGAAGGUUUCUUUGGCAAAGAGUUUGGUCUGGAUGCUUCCGAAGGAGAAUUAACCAGAAACAAUAAGCUAAUAGCCAUUGUGAAAGGAGAGUUAAAAAUGUUACCCGUUUUUGAAUCUGAGCCACGCAGUCACUCAUUUGAAAAUCCAAAGUGCAUUGUGCAGACAACCUCAUGGUCCCAGUGUUCAAAGACCUGUGGGACUGGUGUCUCUACUCGUGUCACCAAUGAUAAUCCUGACUGUAGACUAGUCAAAGAGACUAGGAUAUGUGAAGUGAGGCCAUGUGGGCAACCUAGCUAUGAUUCCUUAAAGAAGGGAAAGAAUUGCACCAAGACCAAAAAGGCCCAAAUUCCAGUGAAGUUCACCUAUGCAGGAUGCUCUAGUGUGAAGAAGUAUCGCCCCAAGUACUGUGGCUCAUGUGUGGACAGCAGAUGCUGCACUCCUCAGCAGACCAGGACUGUCAAGAUCCGGUUCCGCUGUGAUGAUGGAGAAACCUUCACAAAGAAUGUCAUGAUGAUCCAGUCUUGCAGAUGCAACUACAACUGCCCUCAUGCAAAUGAGGCCUACCCUAAUUACCAGCUAUUCAAUGACAUCCACAAAUUUAGGGACUAAGCUGUGAUAUGUGCAGGCUUCAGCAGAAGGCUUACUAAAAAAUAAUUUUUUUCCCAAGUAACAGUGGAGAAAUGAACUCUUAUGGAAGUGGCGCGUUUGCCCAUUGGAGGGCAACACUGAGACACAAGAAUGCACUGUGCAACUGGAUACUAAUGCAACAGUUUAAGUAUACUUAAAGCUUCAUAAUACUGGAGCAAUCUUAUUGCUUCAUUUUGGAGCACUUUCAUGAUUACUGAUUUCUGUUUGUAACUGAUCUGUUUAUAUAUUGUCCUUCUGUUCUGGUUACAAAAACCUUCUGUUCCAUACUGUUCAGCAUAAUACUACACUUUAGUUGUUGUUCCAAACUCAUGUUGGAGGUUACAUUCCUUCCUAAGGUGAGCACUUUUGGAGUUCUCAUCUAUGGCAGCUGUAGGCACUAGCUAUAUAUUUCAUACUCACAAACAGAAAUCGGUUGUUUUUAAAGCUAUUUUAUUUAUCAAAAUGUAGCUUUUUUGUUUUGGAGGAAAAAAAUCCUUAAUACUGGAAUAAGUUGUAAAUGAUUUAAUUUUAUAUUCAAUGAACUAAGAAAAUUUAUUUAUGAAAUUAAUCAUUUAAUAAAGAACUAUUUACCUAA
Rhineura floridana is the source of this 2131-nucleotide messenger RNA. It is a transcript of the gene CCN1, whose product is annotated as cellular communication network factor 1. Gene Ontology annotation, cellular component: extracellular region. NCBI's taxonomy places the organism in Eukaryota, Metazoa, Chordata, Lepidosauria, Squamata, Rhineuridae. Gene Ontology annotation, biological process: signal transduction. The transcript has 5 exons. Bases 391 to 1518 code for a protein of 375 amino acids. Gene Ontology annotation, molecular function: protein binding. The record is from RefSeq and is a predicted model, not a curated record.